Molecule: messenger RNA, 3633 nt
Organism: Mya arenaria
Lineage: Eukaryota; Metazoa; Mollusca; Bivalvia; Myida; Myidae
Exons: 5
Coding region: 130-1554 (474 amino acids)
Molecular function (GO): protein binding
Source: RefSeq, a predicted model, not a curated record
CGACAUCUGAGGACAAUUCUCCUCAAACCGUACUGGAUUCAGUUUUCAACCCUUUGUGUUGGUUUGAAACAAAUUAAUGAAUGAAUGUUAGUGUAGGCUUAUGAGGAAUAUCCGCAUGUAAUAGACAAAAUGCAAGAAACAAUAUCCAUUUUAAAAACGAGCAAAAGCUUGCACCAUUACGUAUUGACAAACGACGUCAACGGUGCAAGUCAGUGUCUCAGUGAUGACGUCAUGGCUUGGAGCACGAGAGAUACAAACGGUCUGACGUCAUUGAUGAUCGCCGCAACGCUAAAUAGGCUUGAAGUAAUAAACGUGUUGUUGACGUCAAAAUGUGACGUUAAUGAAGUCGACGUCAAAGGAAAUACGGCUCUUCACUUGGCUGUGGAUGAGGGACAUUUGGAAGUUGUCAAGAAACUUGUAAACAGUGGUCGGUGUGUGGUAGACGCGCUCAAUUGCGCGGGAGAAAGCGCUCUCAUGCGAGCAGCGUUCUACGACUAUGUCGAAGCAGCCAGAUCGCUGUUAAAGGAAGGUGGUGCGGAUCCAGAAGUAAGAAACACAGAGGGGCAAACCGCCUUAUUGGUGGCGCUUCAGGAAGGAAGUCACAUGACUGCUGAUGUACUCGUGAAAACCGGAUGUGACGUCACUGUCACAGACAACAUGGGACGUACCGCAUUGUACAUGGCUAUUCAUAGUCCGUGUAUAAAGACGCUUGAAUGUGCAAAGCUGCUGGUAGAAAAUGGCUAUUGUUUGUCUACAGACAAGAUGUGGCUAUUGAAUGACGAAAAGCACAACUUGUUUUACCAGGACGACGACUUCUAUAUGACAGUUCGAUGGAAAUUACGUUAUAACUCAACAGAUGAAAACGCUACGGACCAGAUAUGGUCAGUUUCUGCUGAAAAGGCAACUCCACUACAGUCCACGAAUGCGCUAUCCAUACCUCCGAAGAUCUCGUCGACAUCGCCGCCAUUUGCAAUGUCUCCGAUACUGAAGGAAAAGAUCAUGUCUCAUGAACUCCCAAAAUUUACACCCAUACCUUUUAGCAAGCUCGCCUCAGAUGAUGUUUCGAAAUAUGGCUCUCCGGUCUCGUCACCGCUGCAGCACAGACGAAGUUUAUUUAAAGACUCUAAGUGUUCAUCUUGGACAAGACCGGAACUAACGUCAUCAUUUUCGUCAGAUUCUGAUGACGCAAUGAAUGACGUCAUGCAUACGAAAGGAAACGGAAAACAAAUUCGAAAAUCGCAAUCGUUUUCUGAAAGAAGAAUUAGUUCAUCAAUAAACAAUGAAUUACGUCUGCAUCCCAUGUCUAAUCUUCCUCAUAAAGUUAAUGGGUGUUGGUCGCCAGGCCCUCGGGCUCGAUUUGUAAAAUCCGCCAGUGACGGAGCUCAAUCGGCGCCAAACAGCCCAAUGAUUCGCUACAAGCGACAAAUAAGUGUUCAGCCAACACCAUAUGGAUCACAUGAUGACAUUGCUCCACGGAAAAUUUCUCUUCCUAGCAAGCCAACCGUGAAGUUCUGUACAGAAAUACAAGUGUUUAAUUCCAAGCGGAAAACGUAGACCUAAGUUCAAAUUGGCAUCUGUAUAACUGCAGACACAUGCUCCUUCAUAUUUUAUUGUACAACAUAGUGUUCGGUGUUAUACAAUUUUAAUUUCAAUACAUAUUUUGUUUAUACUGAAAACAAUUCAGGGAUUAUAAAGUUCAGGAAAAAUCCUGAAAUCAGGAUUAAAAAGGUUCAAUUUGUUGUACAAGUUUCAAAGUUGUAUUUGCACAUCAUCCAGAAGAUUAUGGCCCUAGUGAAAAAAGUAUAUUCAAUAUUUACAGAUGAACGCAUAUAGAAAAACAAUAUUUCCAUCUAUUUCAAUAUUAUUCUUACCCAAAUUAAUUCAUGUUAUGUUAUGCCAUACUAAUAUUAAUGACGAAAACAUAUGUUUCAACUAUAUUUAACAAUAUUCAGUUAUAAACUGUUUUAACAAGCGUGUUACGUAUUACCUCUUAAAAAGUAGUUGUUUUUUCAGGUUUGAGUUUUCCAAAACAUGAUAUAUUGUAAAUAACUGAUAAUUUUACAAUCGUUAAAUAAUUUGCAUUUAUGAUAAAUAAGUAAAUUACCAAUAACGAUAUAAUUAUGCGGGAGGGGCGUCCCAAGGGUAGCGGCGUAGAAAACACUAUUUUUGAAAAAAAAGGGUAUUUUGAAAACUAACUUGAAUACUAAUAAAACUCCGGAAUAUGCGUAAAAGAAGCAAAAAAUAAAUGUUGAUUUCAGUGUAAGAUCGUAUUUAAUUCCACUCGUAUUCAUAGAAAACUAUAUUUUAUAUAAACAAAUGUUUUCUAUGACAUUCGCAAAAUAAAAUACGAUCAACAAAUAUCCUGCAUAUAUUUACCUCGUAUAUCAGAAUAAAGAUUACAUUCUAAAAACAUGGUAUUCGUUUCUAAGACUUGGAAUUCAUUACGAAUUUAUAGGUAUAGGGUUAGGUUUUACCCAUCUUCCACUUUCGACUUAACGUAUAUGCAAAAACACGUAGCCUUAAUAAACUAAAACGAAACUUUUUUUUAUAUACCAUGAAAUUAAAUAAGGUUGAAGUUAAAACUUGCUAUGUUCUUGUAAAACAACGCUCUACUAGAUUCGUCUAAACUUCGAUUCCAGAUUGAAUAAAAUUGUCAUUUCAUCUCUGUUUAACAUUACAAUUUGAUAUCAUCCUGGAAAUGCCAUACAUCAUAAAAUCCGAGUAUACUUAACAAGUUUCGUAUCAAUGAACAAGCACUUGUGUAAUUUUGGUAUCAUUCACAAUCAAUCAACAGUGUAAGGUAUAUUUUCUUAUUGAACUUAUUAUCGUUUGUAGGUUACAACUUCACUUAUAUUAAUGUCUGAAAAAUGACAAGUCCAAGCCUAUGAUAAAUAAAACCAUUUUGUGUAGCCAUUUUUACACCUAAUACUAUUUUAUAAAAUUGCAUAUAGAUUCCCUCUAUGGCUUUUCCUUUAACAAAACCCCAUACCUCACUGCCAUUAUUCAAAAUUUGCGUGAUGUGUUCAUCAAACAAUUCAAACUAAUGUCUUACAGUAAAAUCAGUGUAUAGAGUUCAUUUAAAAAAAACAACACUUUAAUGCUUGACAUGCCAUUUUACGUUGGGCAUCUGAAAAAGACUCAACGGGAACUAAAACAACUCCUAUAUAAUUAAUUUGUUAACAAUCUGAAUUUCAUUUCCGUUGUAAUAUACAUAUGGAUAUAUGAGCCGGAAGUCUUCUUCCUUUUCUACAUUAUAACUUUUUUUCAGUAUUAACAACCAGUUUCCAUGUCAUUUUGUAUAUGUGUAAAGUUUUUCUUUGCUGGACAUUAGAAGGACAUUGAAAAUAAUCCUAUCAGGGGUCUGAGCCCCUAAACCUUACUGGGGGACCGUACAUAUAUCUACUGCCAACCUGCCUGUAACUAUCUGAACACCAUCAAUAGCCCUGGUCAGGCCAAACCAAUUUAAUGUAUUCGUUCGGAUUUUGCCAAGGGCAAUGGAAACAGGGGAGGAAAUAUAAAAACUUUUUUGAAAACAAUCUAUUUCGUUAUUUGACAGCAGAGGGUGAAACCAUGAGAGUUCUCAUACAUCUUAUUGUGGACAUAUAGUUUCCUCUUUGUCAUUCAGCAAUAAAC